Tachyglossus aculeatus (Australian echidna) is the source of this 4459-nucleotide messenger RNA. RefSeq names its product IQ motif containing E (gene IQCE). The transcript has 23 exons. Lineage: Eukaryota; Metazoa; Chordata; Mammalia; Monotremata; Tachyglossidae. The record is from RefSeq and is a predicted model, not a curated record. The coding region runs from base 76 to 2202 and encodes 708 amino acids. Gene Ontology annotation, molecular function: protein binding.
GAGGGGUCCCGUGAGGCGGCCUCUGAGGCGGGUGAUAACAGUCUUUCAGCAACUACUUACGAAUCUGAUUUGGAAAUGAAAUUGAAGAAAAAAACUCGACACAAACUUCCACCACGAUCACCAAAAUCUCCAUACCUCUGUAAACCUAAAAUGGUUGCAGCCUGGAGGUCUUUGAAAUCAGCAGGGAGCAUGCCUCUGGGAAACACGACGACGGCUAAAUCCUCACGGCAACUGUGGCCUGGAACUUCGAAACAAGCUAGUUUAACUCAGCCUUUAAAAUCAGACCUUGACUUGGGGUAUACGUGGACCAGCCCUUCGAGCAGCACACCCGAAUAUUUGAAGGAAGCUCUAGGGAUGAAGAAGCCAAAGCAUAGCCGUUCUGCUAGCAAUGGUCAUAUACCUGGAACCCCCAUGUACAAAGAGAAAGAAGAUAUGUAUGAUGAGAUCAUUGAAUUGAAGAAGAUGUUGCACUCUGAGAAAAACAACGUGGACAUGGUGAAAACAAAGCUCCGGAGAUUAGAGGAGGAAAAUAACAGGAAGGAUCGGCAGAUUGAGCAGCUUUUGGAUCCAUCCCGGGGCUCAGAAUUUGCCCGGACUCUGGCAGAGAAAAGAUCGGAAACUAGCUGGGUCAUCAACGGACUGAAACAGAGGAUUCUCAAAUUGGAGCAACAAUGCAAGGAAAAGGAUAAUGUUAUCAACAAACUCCAGACAGAUGUAAAGACAACUAACUUGGAAGAGAUGCGGAUUACUCUGGAGACUUACCACGAAGAGAUCCGUCGUCUUCGGAUUCUUCUGGCAAAUUCUGAAGCUGCAGGAAGGAGGUCCUCUCCAGAAAAAUCAACCACACAGAAACAGCAGAAGACGAUGAAGGCCGCCGUCAUGCAUUUAGCCAGGAAUGUUAGAGAAUUGCAAGAUGAGAACCAGAGCUUGAAAGAAGAUCUGGACAAAGUGCUGAGCAAUUCUCCUAUUUCCAGCAAAGCUAAAGGUUACCGUGACUGGAGCAAACAGAGGCUAGUGCGACGGAUCUCAGAAUUGGAAAAAAAAGUGGGUGAGCAAGAGAACACAAGAUUGCAGUCUGUGUUUCGGGCCACAUCAGCUCCCCUGGUUCAGUCUACUCCAACCACAGCGCGACCAGAGCAGAGGGGACCUGAGCCCUUUGAAGAGGGUCAGCGCCUCCGAGGGCUCGUGAAAAAACUGAAAGGAGAAAGGAAGGCAUUGCAGACUCAGCUUGCUGAGAAAAAUUUGGAGAUAAAGAUGUUACUGGAGGCAAAAGCCGUCAUGGAGAAGGAGCUGAAAAAGGAGAACAAAACAGAGAAAGAGAGAAGAAAUGAAGAGUCGUUAAGAGAUGAAGCCCAGAGUCUUACCAUGAAGAUGCCAGAGCUCAAAGAAAGCAGAACAGUUGCAGAUGACUCCAUGGAAAGAGCCCUUGAGGUCCAAGAAGAAUUUACAAAAGAAGGUCCUGCAGAAAAUUCAAGUGAUCUGCCCUCUCUGCCCACAUCUGAGUGCUCUGAAGAGGAAAAUGAAGAUCCAAGAAGGGAUAAAGCUGCCAGAAUCCUUCAGGCUCACUGGAAGGCAUACAGGAGCAAGAAAAAGGAGGUUGAGCUGGAUGAGGCGGCUGAAGUGCUUCAGGCAGCUUUCAGGGGACAUUUAGUACGGCAGAGGCUGUUAUCAAAUAAUACACUUGUUCCAAAAUCUCCCACUGUGUGUGGACUUCCAAAUAAGGGCUCCUGUACGUCCCACGGUUAUAGUUCUUCCAGCUUGGCUGCUGCCUGCACGGAGAACGAAGAGGCUGUUAUAGUUAUCCAGUCAAUUUUCAGGGCUCAUUUAGCCCGCACUGGGCAGAGGCCUUCUGUUUCCAGUCAUGCAAGUGAAAGAAUAAGUUCUGUGAAUUCCAGUAAGGAGAAGGCCUCUGCACCUGUCUACCUGAAACCAUCCUCUUCAACUUUCACAACAGCAUCUCCUGGUAAAGAAGAUAGUAAACUGAGAGGUGAAGAGAUUGUAAAGGAAUCAGCUGCAGAGGAGAAGAAAAUAAGACCAACAAAAGUGAAGCCACCGUCUGUACAGUCCUUUUCCACCGUUUCCCUCCACUCCCGAUUGCAGCCUGUGGCCUCUCCACCCGUGGACGAAGUACAUUCAGACGAUUCAGAUGAUAUUAUCAUCUCUCCACAUCUGCCUAUGAAGAAAAAGCAUCCCCACUCUUAGAUUCCGACUCUUCCACCUGCAACUUAUUUUCACCAAUUAAAAAAUGUAUUUUCAUUCCAUAUGAGGUUAGUGUGAAGAGAACCAAGUACAAUUUGGAAAAUUCAUUCUCUGAAAUUUCCAAACCUGGAAAAAUAAUUUAACGUGGUAGGAAAAGAAGAGUACAUUAAUCUGCACUGAUUUUUACUAUACAAAUUUUGCCUGCCUAGACUCUACGGGAAAGCAGGAAGGACUUUAUUUGUUUGCCAUAAAUUACAUUAAAACUCUGUUUCAUUCCAGAACUAAUGAUCUACUGCUUUGCUGUUGGGCACACACACGGACAGUUCUUUAAAAUAUGUAGUUAUGUAGGGUGAUUGGCUUAUGCAAAGGGCAUCUUCACUGGUCUUCCUUUUUCCUUUACAUUGUUAGUAACUGGAUUUAGCAUCAUCCCCAUCAGAUGACAUUUAAUGAGACCUGUGUGCAUAGAUUGUAAGCCUCUUGUGGGUAAGGACCAUCUCCUGUUCUUCUUGUAUUCUUGUUGUAUUUUCCAAGCUCCAAGUACAGGGCAUCACCCUGGGCGUGCACCAUUACUACUACUAGGUACCUAGCCUAGAACUAUCAAUUCCUACAUUCAUAACAAACCUCCCUCCAUUUAACUGGAACUUCCACACCCCACCCCUUUCAAAGCAACCAGCCCCUGCCCAGGAAGCCCAGAAGUACCUGUGACAGGAAGACUGGGGGACAAGUAAAGGUGAAUCAGGUGUGCAAUGUCCUCAUCCAAAGAAAUAAAUAGAAUUUGGCAGAGUUGAAUCCAGAGGGAUAGUACAAAUCUAUUCAUACUCAGCAGUUACGGGUGUUUGCACCACCAAUUAUCUGCCCCAGGAUACGGCACUGAAAGGAUAGGACUCCCAAUAGUUGAGUUUGAGUGGGAUUCGUUACUAGAGGAAAUGAUCAUUUGGCCUUAAAAAAAUUAUCAACCAUAAAAGCUGCACUCCAGCUGUUCUUUUUUAAGGCUUUAGAUGGGCAUAGCGUGGUACGAGCAGGCCCGCUAAACACUGCUUUCGGUUUGACCAUCUGAACGGGAGCUGCUGUUGAGAAAAUCAUUUUUCUUGAAAGCAGGCGUAGGUCAUGUGCAUGAAAACAGUGUCUUCUCCAUGUUGCCAUAAACAGUGCCCUUGACUUCUCGCGGUGAAUCAUUUUGCUCCUGCUUCACAGUGAAAGUUGCCAUUUAACCUUAAGCAGCACUGGGGUGUGUGAGCGCUACUGACUGCAGCCAGCUGAGUCUGUCAGAUUGCUUUGAAAUCCAGUCGUCUGAUCUGAAAAGGGUUUUCCUACUUGGUGAGAACAGCUACGACAUCAGGACCUGUUAUGUCAUUCUCUAAAAUGAACUACAUUUUUUAAUGGUUAGCUGUGCCUACUUUACGACACAAGCAAAACGUUAUUAAAGCCUCACUUUUCCUCCAGCUGCUUAGGCAUGAUGGUAAGAAUUUUACUAUAAACUCCUUGCAAAUGAACAUUUCCUUCUGGCUCGAAGUAGAUAAAGGUGUGUUCUUUUUAUUUUUCUCCUUCCUAAUGGUAGGCCUCGUGAAUGAGAUGCUAAUUUGCUCUUUGUCUUUCAUUCUCCUUUCCUUCCCCUCCACAGAAGUGUGACCACAACCAGUGAGCCAAGAUUAAAACCCAGGCAGGAUCCAGAGGUCGAGUGGUAUGGGAACCACGUCCAAUUGGAUUAUCUUUUAUCUAGCCCAAUAAUUAACAUGAUGCUUUGGCACAUUGUAAGCACUGAAUAAAUACUGGUUUUAUUAUUAUUCUGUUUUGUCAUCUACCCUCUCACUGCCUCACAUUCCAGUACCUCUCGCGUGCAUGCACACACACACAAAGCCCCCACCCCCACCCCCUUACCUCUUUCUUUAUGAGUUUUACUUAUUCAUCCAUAUCUCCUUGGUUUGGUCUUCCUCCUCCUUCCUCCAGCCAGUAGGAACUGAAAUGAAAAACCCAAACCGAUCCAAAUGAAACUCUGAGGAUUCAAUUAAAUCUUAAGUACCCCAUCUAAAUCACCAUCCCAAGGUAUUGCUUCUUUCCCCUUCCCUGGAACUUUUUUCUUCCUUGUUUCAAAGACUAUUUUGUCCAACUUCUUUCUACAUCUGCUUUUUCACUCUGAAAACCUCAAUGGCAGGGAGAUUAUUUUUGAUUUAUAGGGAGAGAGCUUUCCUCCCAACAUUAAGAUGUCUGGGCCGCCUUUAGAAUCCAAAGUGUCUGGUCACAAUGAAAAUGUGGAUGGUGA